Messenger RNA from Racocetra persica, 522 nucleotides. Lineage: Eukaryota; Fungi; Glomeromycota; Glomeromycetes; Diversisporales; Gigasporaceae. The record is from the annotation of a GenBank genome assembly.
AUGUUCAUUUUAAUCGAAAAAAAAAUACCAAUCAUCAUUGUUCCUAUAAGUGAAGAUGAAGUUGAUUACGAUGAUAUGGAACAUUUGAUUCAACUCUUGAACGCGUUAGCCACAGAUAGUAAUCGCCAUCGAGCGAAAGCUGAACGUAAGGUUCAGAGGUCUGUGUUUCGAGAUGUACUCAAAACUGUAGAGUGCGGAGAUCGCGUCCAAGAGCGGCUCAAGAUUAAGAAACAAACAAUAUACUUUUCUAGUUGGGCAAAGAUUCUUCAAUUAAAUGCUUUUCGGGAAAUAUUAUCUGAAGGAUUGCACGUACAUUUUCAGGAAAAUGAAUUGCUCCAAGCAAUCUUUGAAUUCGUGCCACCUCCUACCUUGGUUUCCAAUCGACUCAGACCUGACUCAGCGUUAAGCUUUCAUACUACAGGAUCCGAUACAGACAGUUCAGUAACAAAUAAGAGAAGGAAUAAAAAGUUGAAGGGUAGAAAACUUGGUAAAAGAAAAGGUGAUCUUUUAGAAGUUGGUUAG